UGAGGUGACAGUGGAUCCUGAGGGUCUGUGGUCACAGUAGGUAGGAAGUCUCAGAGGAAGGAGCCCCUCCCUGGGAGCCAGACCCCCACACCAUGGCGAGCGUGGUGGUGAAGACGAUCUGGCAGUCCAAAGAGAUCCAUGAGGCCGGGGACACCCCCACGGGGGUGGAGAGCUGCUCCCAGCUAGUCCCAGAGGCUCCCCGGGGGGUGACCAGCCGGGCCAAGGGGAUCCCGAAGAAAAAGAAGGCCGUGUCGUUCCACGGGGUGGAGCCCCAGAUGUCCCACCAGCCCAUGCACUGGUGCCUGAACCUCAAACGGUCCUCGGCCUGCACCAACGUGUCACUGCUCAACCUGGCCGCCAUGGAGCCCACUGACUCCACGGGGACAGACUCCACAGUGGAAGACCUCAGCGGCCAACUCACACUGGCUGGGCCCCCUGCCUCCCCUACCCUAUCCUGGGAUCCGGAUGACGCAGACAUCACGGAAAUCCUGAGUGGGGUCAACAGUGGAUUGGUCCGCGCUAAAGACUCCAUCACCAGCUUGAAGGAAAAGACCAACCGGGUUAACCAGCAUGUGCAGUCUCUGCAGAGCGAGUGUUCUGUGCUGAGCGAGAAUCUGGAGAGAAGGCGGCAAGAGGCAGAAGAGUUGGAGGGGUACUGCAUUCAACUCAAGGAGAACUGCUGGAAGGUGACCCGGUCUGUGGAAGAUGCUGAAAUCAAAACCAACGUCUUGAAGCAGAAUUCUGCCCUGCUGGAGGAGAAGCUGCGUUACCUCCAGCAGCAGCUGCAGGAUGAGACGCCGCGACGGCAGGAGGCCGAGCUGCAGGAGCCGGAGGAGAAGCAGAAGCCGGAGGCUGGCCUCUCCUGGAACGGCCUGGGCCCCGCCGCCAUGUCCCAGUGCUGCCCCGGCCCGCCAGGGAGUCCCGACAAACCCUCGCGGCCGCACGGCCUGGUCCCCGCAGGCUGGGGAAUGGGGCCUCGGGCAGGCGAGGGCCCCUACGUGAGCGAGCAGGAAUUGCAGAAGCUGUUCACCGGCAUCGAAGAGCUGAGGAGAGAGGUGUCCUCACUGACCGCCCGGUGGCAUCAGGAGGAGGGGGCGGUGCAGGAAGCCCUGCGGCUGCUCGGGGGCCUGGGCGGCAGGGUCGACGGCUUCCUAGGCCAGUGGGAGCGGGCACAGCAUGAACAGGCACAGACGGCGCGGGGCUUGCAGGAGCUGCGAGGUCGGGCGGAUGAGCUGUGCACCAUGGUUAUACCGCUGAAGAGACGACCCGGCAGCACUGGUUACUCAUGCCUCAGGGUGGAGCGGUCAGCAGUGUCUGUGGCUUCACUGAGGAGCGAACUGGAGGGGCUGGGCCCACUGAAACCCAUUCUGGAGGAGUUCGGGCGGCAAUUUCAGAACUCUCGAAGAGGGCCUGACCUCUCCAUGAACCUGGAUCGGUCCCACCAAGGCAACUGUGCCCGCUGUGCCAGCCAGGGGUCGCAGUUGUCUACGGAGUCCCUGCAGCAGCUGCUGGACCGAGCACUGACCUCACUAGUGGACGAGGUGAAGCAGAGGGGCCUGACUCCUGCCUGUCCCAGCUGUCAGAGGCUACACAAGAAGAUUCUGUUCCCCCUCCACCCCCAGACCAGUCCAGCAAGCCCAGCUACGCCUACGCUCCUCUCCCCAGGAGCUGGAGCGCCAGGCCUUAGCCAAACACGUCAGGGCAGAGGCCCUGAGCUCCACCCUUCGGCUGGCCCAAGACGAGGCCCUGCGGGCCAAGAACCUACUGCUGACAGACAAGAUGAAGCCAGAGUGAGGAAGGAGGCUGAGGGCAUGGGAGGAGGGGAGAAGAUGGCCACUCUGGACCAUCUACACUUGAAGAUGUGCUCCCUCCACGAUCAUCUCAGCAACCUGCCACUUGAGGGGUCCACGGGAACAAUGGGGGGAGGCAGCAGUGCAGGAACCCCCCCAAAACAGGGGGGCUCAGCCCCUGAACAAUAAAUGGCCUCUCAUGCUA
This is a messenger RNA of Gorilla gorilla gorilla (western lowland gorilla), 1995 nucleotides long. RefSeq names its product testis specific serine kinase substrate (gene TSKS). Gene Ontology annotation, cellular component: centriole. The coding region runs from base 93 to 1979 and encodes 628 amino acids. NCBI's taxonomy places the organism in Eukaryota, Metazoa, Chordata, Mammalia, Primates, Hominidae. Gene Ontology annotation, molecular function: protein kinase binding. The transcript has 11 exons. The record is from RefSeq and is a predicted model, not a curated record.